This is a messenger RNA of Triticum turgidum subsp. durum (durum wheat), 429 nucleotides long. The record is from the annotation of a GenBank genome assembly. Lineage: Eukaryota; Viridiplantae; Streptophyta; Magnoliopsida; Poales; Poaceae.
AUGUCCGGGCUCAUCAUAAUCCUGAGCAGCGCCGCCAAGAUCACUCACCAGGUGCAGGCCCUCAUGGGCCAGACCACCAAGUGGCACGCCUGCUGCACCAUCGAGCCGGUCCCGGACGACGAGAUAGAUCCGGGAUCCAACCAGAACUCCAUGCUGGAGGAGUACCCCGAGCCCGAGGACGAGAGCGACUGUGAGUCCAGCGAGGAGACCCGCGACGAGGACAUGGUGGAGAACACCAAGUUCCUCCAGCCUCACAUGCACGUGAUCUCCUUCCAGAAGAGGCAGGCACUAGUGACCUUCCUGGAGAACAACAACGCCGGCAUCACCGUCUUCGGGUUCACGCUGGACCGGUCGUACCUCCACACGAUAUUCAUGCUCGAGUGGACGUUCUUCCUGUGGCUGCUGGGGAAAACAGUCGGCUUCUCGUGA